Messenger RNA from Phanerochaete carnosa HHB-10118-sp, 2195 nucleotides. RefSeq lists its product as uncharacterized. The coding region runs from base 176 to 1993 and encodes 605 amino acids. Gene Ontology annotation, molecular function: N,N-dimethylaniline monooxygenase activity; flavin adenine dinucleotide binding; NADP binding. The transcript is spliced from 13 exons. The record is from RefSeq and is a predicted model, not a curated record. Lineage: Eukaryota; Fungi; Basidiomycota; Agaricomycetes; Polyporales; Phanerochaetaceae.
AAUCACUGCUAGCAUGGGGCACGCCAGAAUAGCUGGGGGCGAGGCCAACCCUUUCCCCGCCAGAAUUGAAUUGAACCGAGAGUUGAGCAGCCCCAAGGCCCAUGUUUGACUCCAGUCACUCGCGCCCCUUAUAAGGCGACGGGAGUCAAGGUGGUUCUCGACCGCAUUGCUCACCAUGUCCGACGCCUUUCCCGCUCCUGCUCCACCUUCGCUUCCCACUUUUGCCAACCUCGGGGCCUCGCCGCCCAAGGAUCCUGACGUGCGAGCCAUUGGCACCGACUGGCUCACCGGCUUUGCCACUGCCGUCGACAGCCGCGAAGUCCACCGCCUCGUCUCCUCGUUCCUGCUCGCGGACCCGUGGUGGCGCGACGUCUUCGCGCUCACCUGGGAUCUCCGCACCUUUUAUGGCCGCGCCAAGGUCGAGACGUUCCUCAACGACCGUCUCGCCGAGGCCGGUUUCGGCAACGUCGCCUUCGCCGACGCCAUCUACCAGCCCGCCGGGGUCGACCUCGCGUGGAUCCUCGUUCACUUCACGUUCGAGACCACGGUUGCCCUCGGCAAGGGUGUCGCACGCCUCGUGUACUGCCCAGACGACUCGUGGCGCGCCGUCACGGUGUCGACGCACCUCGACGCGCUCAAGGGCCAUCCGGAGCUGACGAGCGCGGACCGCGACCCUCGAAUCAACCAGGGCGACUGGGCCGAGCGGAGGAGGAAGGAACUCGAAUUUGCGGACAAGGACCCUGAGGUGCUGGUCAUUGGCGGAGGCCAGGCAGGUCUUCAAACCGCAGCUCGGCUCAAACACCACAAGGUCAGUCAUCUGAUCAUCGAGAAGAACGCCCGCAUCGGGGACAACUGGAGGGCGCGCUACGAUUCCUUGACUCUUCAUGACCCCAUAUGGAGCAACCAUAUGGCGUACCUCCCGUUUCCCGUUUCUUGGCCCGUCUUUCCCUCAGCCAAAAAGUUGGCAGAUUGGCUAGAGUUCUACGCCGAAGCGCUAGAGCUCAACGUCUGGUUCUCCUCGGAGGCCAUCAGCGCAGUCCGCAACGAAAACACCAACAAGUGGGAUGUCGUCGUUCGUCGUGCGGAUGGCCUGGAGCGGACGAUGCAUGUUGACCACAUCGUGCUCGCGCACGGGUUCUUGUUCAAGAAGACGGUUUUCCCCGGCCAGGAUGACUUCAAGGGGCAGCUCUUGCACUCAAGUGAGUUCAAGACGGCGAAAGGCCUCGAGGGCAAGAAGGUGAUCAUCGUCGGCGCUUGUUCUUCGGGGCACGACAUCGCUUCCGACUGCGCAGACGAAGGUGUUGACGUGACCAUUAUACAGCGCAGCUCGACAUGCGUCAUGUCCCUCGAGAAAGGUGUUCUCACCACUCUGUCCCGGGCGGUAUGGGAAAAGGGAACGCUCGAGGAGGUGGACAACCACUGGGUAUCGACUCCCUUUCACUUCACGAAACCCCUCACGCAGCGCGUGAUGGCGUAUAUUCGGGGCCUGGACAAAGAGCUGCUCGACGGCCUCGACAAGGUUGGGUACAGACUGAACAACGGCCCGGACGACACCGGCGUGGCCUACUCUUUCGCCGAGCGUGGCGGCGGAUACUACAUCGACACCGGUGCCGGCCAGAAGAUCAUCGACGGGAAGAUCAAGGUCAAGUCCGGGUCUGAGGUGGCCAGGAUCACCGAGACAAGCGUCGUCUUCGAGGACGGCAGCGAGCUCCCUGCGGACGUCGUCGUCGUCGCUACCGGGUUCGACGACGCCCGCGCGCCGAUCCGCAAACUCGUCGGAGAGGACGUCGGGGCGCGAAUCCCGCCGAUCUGGGGGUUGAACGAGGAGCGCGAGCCCAGAGCAGUCUGGCGCGAGAUCGAGGGCCUGCCGAACAUGUGGAUCAUGAUGGGCAACAUUUUCCUGAGUCGCUAUUUCUCCAAGAGUGUAGCGUUGCAGAUCAAAGCGAAGCAGGAAGGGCUCUAUGGCACGCGCUAUGCGGCACUUGCGUCGUGAUGAUAUCAUCCAGCCGAGAUCUAGCACGACAGACUCUCUAUCUCUCAGAUAUGAGUAUAUGCUUAUGUCAUCUACGAAUAACUUGCAAGUUCUGGUGGCAGAGAAAGACAGGCACACCCAGAUUUCAAGUGACACAGCGCAUGCCGAGGAUCAACGACCAUGGUAGAUGCCUUACUACCCACAGUGUAUGAGGCAAAUGGCU